GACUUCUGAUGUAGUGGUCAACUUGAAAACGAGGCUGCCAUGUCUGCAUUCCGGUCAGUUGCAAGGUAGUCAGCCGGUAGGCGCCAGCCUCGUGACGAGCAGCGAUCCAGGUAACAGGGGAAGACGAAGACUGGUUUCUAUAUUUAAACCUCUUUCGUAUAAGUUUACCCUCACUACCACUGCAAUUAUCAGGCGCCAGCGGCUUCACAAACUGUCCAAACCGUUCAAAGGCAGUAUCGUCUAACGAAGAAGUCUCGUCAUACUGUUGUUCGUCUCCCGUGAUACGGUUCAUGAUCCAGGGUAAUCAUUAGACAUGGAAGAGAAAGGGAAAUACUUAUAUUGUCCGAUACGAUCCAACGAGAUUCGUCUAUGCCGCUUCACUCGCGACGCGGAUGAUGUACAUGCAGUGCUCGAGACAUUUUCCAAGGAAGCACCGCAUCCAAAGUAUAGCGCCCUCUCCUACACCUGGGGUUCUGACCAGAGCGCACCCUACAGACAAUGGUCUAUUCAAAUCGGAGCACAAAGUCUCCCAGUACUGGAUUCUUUAUGGUCUUUUUUGCAAGCGUUGAGAUCGAAAGGUACAUUACUGGAUGACACAUGGUGGUGGAUAGACUCUAUAUGCAUAGAUCAGACAAAUACAACAGAGCGAGACGAGCAAGUGCCCCAGAUGAAGAGUAUCUACAAUGGAGCUUCCAGUGUGAUUAUAUGGCUGGGAGAAAAAUCUGAGGAUAGCAAUCGGGCACUGGACUUUAUGCAUUUUCUCAGGAACAUGGACAAAGAAGUCGUCGAUCGAGAAGAAUUGCGAGCAAUCCUACUGGAUAAAAAGUACGAAAGAGACUCGGAAGCGUUCAAAAGGUUCUUCCUCCGCAGAUGGUGGACCAGGAUCUGGACAGUUCAGGAAUUCGUCAUCCCAUUUGACAUCUCUUUCUGGUGCGGAGAGCGAAAUAUCAGUCGGGAUGUUGUAUUUGAUGCUUUGAUGGUGGCUGAUCAGUGCGGCCCGCGAAGUUUCAGGGAAAGCGUCAUGAUUCACCAUGCAUUCAGUCGUAUACGAGCGUGGAAGCUGUACAGAACUUGGCAAUCUUCUGGAUCUAAUCUUAAUAUGCCUCUUCUCGGGUUGGUGGCAUAUUUCUCCAGCAACGAAGCGUCAGAUGAUCGCGAUCGACUAUAUGGACUGACAGGGUUAAGCACAGAGAAACAUGGUUUGCUUAUUGACUACUCACGAUCCGUCGACGAGGUAUAUUUGGGCUUUGCGAUGUCUUUCAUUGAGAAACAUGCAUCUUUGGAUAUAUUGAGCUUCGCUUCGCUAUACACUGCCUCGCCCGGUUCAACACUGCCUUCCUGGGUCCCCGAUUGGCGCAAGCGCUUGCGUCCUCUAGUCACGCCUUUGAUGGUGAGCCAAAGCUCAAAUCGAAUCAUUGGAAACCUUCGACCCCCGAGAGCUCUCGGCCGUGACAAUAGUUCCACAUGCUACCAAGCAUCACGGACCAAAAAAGCAGUGUACUCAUUCGAGGGGACCACUCUCCUCGCUCGUGGCUAUAUCGUGGAUACCGUCGAUGGUUUAGCCGGGUCCAAUUUCUCCGACCUCGUCCAAAGUUCAGGGAAGCAUCUGCAGUGCUCUAAUCCUGCGCGGUCAUCGUUGGAGAUUUUGGCCAGUAUUUGUAGGUGCUUGGUUCUCGACCGCAAAGAUCGGUACCUUCAAGAGCCUAUGCCUAUGCAAGAGUUCUUUGAUAAUUUUGCAUUCAUGGCGUUGGCUCUCGUUUCACGUCAAAAAAUCGAUAUAAGCUCCCCAUUUCAGGACUGGUUCAAACAAACUCGAUCACUUCGCCUCGAAGGGAAAACAUUCGAGAACCACUUACGCGAUAUCUACGGAGAGAAGGCCACUGCUAUAGAUUUUGCGAUUCCACUCAACAUGGACGCUUUCCAGCAUGAUUCGUUUUAUGGCAGAUUCUUCGAUACUGUUGAAAGGAUGUCGCUGCGGUUGAUGACGAGCACCAAUGGUGGUAUUGGUAUGGUCGUGCAGAAAGCGAUGAAGGGCGAUGUUGUCUGCAUCCUCUUUGGGUGCAAUGUGCCUUUACUACUGAGACGGACUAAGGAUAGAGAUAAUUUUACUGUUGUAGGUGAAUGUUUUCUAGAUGGCUAUAUGAAAGGUGAGGCGCUCUUGGAUGAUCGACUAAUUGAGGAAACUAUCCGUAUUGUAUGA
Messenger RNA from Periconia digitata, 2200 nucleotides. The record is from the annotation of a GenBank genome assembly. NCBI's taxonomy places the organism in Eukaryota, Fungi, Ascomycota, Dothideomycetes, Pleosporales, Periconiaceae.